GGAACGCCUUUACAUACUGUCCAUCAUGUUGGAUACAAUCAGGAUACCUGAUCUCGCGUUUAGAGACGUGUUAUUGCUCGACGUGGCAUGCGCAUUGACUGUUCACGCAAUCUACAAGCGCUUCGAACCCGACCUGUCUCACCUCUUCGUUCAGUUCAUCCUCCUAGUCGUCAUCCCAAGUCUCCCCGCUGCUUGUUUCUUGCCUCACUUCCAACAAGAUUCCGCCAUACUAGCCGUCCUUAGUGCUUUCGCAUUAUUCUAUUUCUCGCUGGUCACAAGUAUCGUGAUUUACCGCUUAUCACCAUGGCAUCCACUUGCAAAGUAUCCGGGCCCCUUCCUUGCAAAGAUAACAAAGCUCUGGGGUUUAUCAAAAAUGGCAAAAGGCAAGAAUCAUCUUAUGCAUAAGGAACUCCAUGAGAAAUAUGGGCCUUAUGUUCGGAUCGGGCCAAAUGAGCUCUCCGUAGUAGACGUCUCUGCAAUUUCUAGUAUUUUAGGCGGAGAUGGGAUGCCGAAAGGUCCAAUGUGGACCGCUCGUACCGGAAAGGGUGAAGAACCUGCCUUAAUCGGGAUACGCACGAUGCACGAACAUGCACGGCGCCGUAAAGCAUGGAAUCGUGCCUUCAAUACCUCGGCGGUCAAAGGCUACGAGCCGAUCGUACAAAAGCGUGCACUGCAAUUGGUCAGUGAGCUAAACAAACGAACGGCGAAAACGGGUGUUCCUUCUGUAGACCUGGCCCAAUGGUUGAGUUAUUUUGCGACUGAUUUCAUGGGUGACAUGGCUUUUGGUGGAGGUUUUGAACUCAUGCGAGACGGUGGCGACAAGCAAGGCAUCUGGACACUGAUCGAGUCUACCAUGCAUAUUGCGGGAAUAUACCAACACAUCCCUUGGUUCAUGCCUCUUCUGCGUAGGAUCCCUUCCGCACAUAAGUUCCCUCGUAUGAUGCGGGAAUUCUCCAAUGAACUCGUACGUGCACGAAAGGCAAAUGGAUCGCUCACCAAAGAUCUGUUUUAUCAUCUCAUUGAUGAGGACCAUGUGGAAAAAGUGACACCGACAGAUAAAGAAAUCACUUCCGACGGAACACUUGCCAUCAUCGCCGGGUCCGAUACGACUUCUACGACGCUCAGCGGCUUGUUCUACUACCUCCUAAGCAAUCCGAAUGAGUACAAGCGCCUGCAGGCGGAGAUCGAUUCUGUUUUCCCACCUGGCGAGGGCGAUCCAUUUGAUACGACGAAGCUUGCAGAGAUGCCAAUCCUUAAUGCAGUCAUAAACGAGACGAUGCGACUUCAACCUCCUGUUGGCAGCUACUUGCAACGUGCACCCGAAGUCGGGAGUGGUGGUAAAUGGGUCGGGGACCGAUUCAUCACAGAAGGAACAUCUGUAGUCGUCCCACCAUACGCACUCUUCCGCAAUCCGGCAUACUUCUCCCCAGCACCCGAGACGUUCUGGCCAGAUCGGUGGUUACAGCCCAACACCGUCAAACAUUUGAAGUCCUCAUCCCGAUCCGAAUCAGGAGAGGUGCACACGAACAUGGCAGCAUUCAUACCAUUUUCCUACGGACCUGCGAAUUGUGCUGGACGAGCACUUGCUCUUGCUGAGAUGCGGAUGGUCGUUGCUCUCCUUAUGCAGAGAUUCGAUAUUCAAUUCGCACCUGAGUAUGACCCUUGUAGAUGGGAGGAGGAGCUUGAGGACCAUUUCGUUAUGGCAAAUGGAGGGUUGCCAGUUGUGCUGACGCCGCGGAUUUAA
Fomitiporia mediterranea MF3/22 is the source of this 1744-nucleotide messenger RNA. RefSeq names its product high nitrogen upregulated cytochrome P450 monooxygenase 2. The record is from RefSeq and is a predicted model, not a curated record. The transcript has 11 exons. Gene Ontology annotation, molecular function: monooxygenase activity; oxidoreductase activity, acting on paired donors, with incorporation or reduction of molecular oxygen; iron ion binding. Lineage: Eukaryota; Fungi; Basidiomycota; Agaricomycetes; Hymenochaetales; Hymenochaetaceae. The coding region runs from base 26 to 1744 and encodes 572 amino acids.